Messenger RNA from Seminavis robusta, 351 nucleotides. The record is from the annotation of a GenBank genome assembly. NCBI's taxonomy places the organism in Eukaryota, Bacillariophyta, Bacillariophyceae, Naviculales, Naviculaceae.
AUGCUCAGUGCAUGGGUGCUGACGUUGAUGGCAACAUGUGGUGCUUUGGGAGCUCAAUUUUUGAAUAUGGCAAGAUGCACUUCCUCAACAAUUAUUGAUGAUGCUACCAUCAAUGGACAUUAUUAUGAUGGUAGUGGCCUAACAGUUGAUGAUGUCUACAUUUCUGGGGUUCUGCAUCCAGAGUGCUUUGUCUCUGCCGGAGCAGUGGUUCCUGGCAACGAAAAUGGUCCAUUGAAAGCCUUGACGAGGAGUGGGGAAACUGCCACUACUACACCACACUACCGUACUCCUGGUAUCCUCAGCGGCAACGCAGCUGUGGUUUCUAGUGUUACUAUGGAAAUUGAAGUCUAG